AUGGGAAACGGUGCAAAGGCGCAGCAGAAACGCGAGAGAAACUCAAAGGCACCACCAGCGAAGGGCUCCAAAAGCCAGCUGAAAGUGAACGAGGCCGCUAAGAACAUUGUCUGCACGACGUGUAGGCAGCCGUUUAUGAUUACGACCCGUCAGCCGGCGCUGGAACAACAUGCUCAGAACAAACAUUCAAAAACUCUAGCUGACUGCUUCCCCGAUUUCAAGCCGUAA
Molecule: messenger RNA, 228 nt
Organism: Gloeophyllum trabeum ATCC 11539
Lineage: Eukaryota; Fungi; Basidiomycota; Agaricomycetes; Gloeophyllales; Gloeophyllaceae
Product: DUF1909-domain-containing protein
Exons: 4
Coding region: 1-228 (75 amino acids)
Source: RefSeq, a predicted model, not a curated record